Striga asiatica is the source of this 1394-nucleotide messenger RNA. NCBI's taxonomy places the organism in Eukaryota, Viridiplantae, Streptophyta, Magnoliopsida, Lamiales, Orobanchaceae. The record is from the annotation of a GenBank genome assembly.
UNUUUUCAAUUUUAGUUAUUCGAAGCUGUUCUAGUUUUAUUAACCAUAAAAAUAUCCGCAAGGAAAAUUGGGAUUUUGGAUCCAUGUCUGGCAUGUGUUGCGGAAUGAAUGUGGGGGAGACGCAGACCACUGCCCCCGUAGAGCCAACCACCAAAUCCGCCAGGCGGCGGAGGAUGGAAAUCCACCAGUUCAACUUCUCGCCGGUCGAUUUGUCGGAGGACGGCGCCGGCAGGAGGAGGAAGAAGCUGAAGGUUGAUGCCGUCGUGAAGGAUGAAGAAAAACCAAAGGAGAAUAUCGGUGAGCUAUCUGAGGAGAAAAAGCGCGAGACGAAGAAGUCAUUUCGUGAUCUGUCUGAUUUGCGCUGGGGUUCAUCCCGUGGACUAAAACCGGAGCUUCCAAAGUUCGGAUUGACCUCAAUCUGCGGGCGGCGGCGGGACAUGGAGGACGCCGUCGCGAUCCACCCUUACUUUUGCGGCCGGAACCGAGAUUCUCCCUCCGGUUGGCACUUCUUCGGAGUCUACGAUGGCCAUGGAUGCUCACACGUGGCGACCAGGUGCCGGGAUAGGAUGCACGAGAUUGUGGGGGAGGAGAUUGAAAAGGGCGAGUCGUCCUCGUUUUCGUGGGAGCAGACGAUGGUCCAGAGCUUUUCAAAGAUGGACUUUGAGGCCGGGAGCAGGAAUACGGUGGCCUCCCCUUGUCGCUGCGAGCUCCGAACACCACAGUGCGAUGCUGUGGGAUCCACCGCCGUGGUCGCCCUUCUCACCCCGGACAAGAUCGUCGUCUCCAACUGUGGCGAUUCACGCGCCGUGCUUUGUCGAAACGGCGUCGCCGUUCCCCUUUCUGUGGACCACAAGCCGGACCGGCCGGACGAGUUGAAUCGCAUACAAGAAGCCGGCGGCCGGGUUAUCUUCUGGGACGGGCCCAGAGUCCUUGGGAUGCUGGCCAUGUCUCGCGCAAUCGGUGAUAAUUAUCUGAAGCCAUACGUGAUACCGGUGCCGGAGGUGACUGUGACGGAGCGUACGGCGGAGGACGAGUGCCUGAUCUUGGCAAGCGACGGGCUUUGGGAUGUGGUGUCAAACGAGACUGCCUGUGGGGUGGCGCGUAUGUGCCUGAUGUCUCAUAAACGGCCGGAAAAUGACAUCGGAGAUAGCUCUGACGAAGCCUGCUCAGAUGCGUCCGUACUGUUGACUAAGUUGGCGUUAGCACGUGGCAGCACUGAUAACGUCACCGUCCUCGUGAUAGAUCUGUGGAGAAGAUGAAAUGAAAUUACUGAUUCCCCCAACUUCAAAUAAUUUCCUAAUUGAGUUAAGUUGGCGGAUUUACAGGAACAUCAUUUUAGUAGUUUGACUAUAUUAUAUAGCAUAUGAUAUAUGUUUUUUUUUUUUUUUCUUUUU